AUGGCGGCGGUCAUUCUGCAAGUCAACAAGUACCCGACGCUGCUAAGGUUCACGGCGCUCUGCCUACCUAGCAACGGUCUUUUUGUGGCUUUGAGUCACGGAGAUAAUGCGAAGAGCGCUUCGCUAGGCGCAUACAGACUAUCCCGCAACUCGACGAGACGUAAUUAUGAACCCAACAAUCCUUUCGCCUCACCGCCGGCGCCGCGACCGCCACCUCAUCUCGUCGUAAACUCGAGCGGACAGAGCGUGCCCCAGUUCGGCAACCCAAAAAGUCUUGCCCCGCCUUCACCACAGACAUACAACCACAACAGCUCCUCAGAGAAUUUGCUACUGCCAGGAGGCAGGCGACCAGAUGGCUCGCCUGGGCGGUCACCUUUUGGCGAUGAUGCCUCUUCGCGGCGGUCAAGCUGGGAAUCAGAACGAACGGGGAACAGAAAUCCAUUCGACGACGACUCUUCGAGACCUGUAUCACGAGACGGAAGUGAAGAGGACUUGAACACCCAGACUGUGUCAGAAAAGUACAACAUCACACCUUCUGCUGGUCUAUUACUGUUUCCGGAAGACGUUGAGAAGGACGAUUAUCUGCACAACCCAGAUCCUGGUGGUGAGCCGAGAGACUGCGAUAUCUUCAGCAAGAGAGGUAUAGUCAAUGUUGGGGGUCUAGCAUUCAUUGUACUGGGGCUGUUGUGUCUGUUCAUCGGAUACCCCAUCCUCACCUUCGUGCAAGGCUACAUAACACAAAAGAACCCUUGCGCAGUCAACGAUGCCUGCCUGAACUCAGACCAGCCUUUAUUGAAGAAUCUGCGAUAUUCAUUGAUAGACCCCCAGACGCCCGAGUCCGCCAAGUCGAAGAAGGACUUCCACGGCAACACAUGGAACCUCGUGUUCUCGGACGAGUUCACGGAGCCUGGCCGAACGUUCUACGACGGCGACGAUCCGUACUGGCAUGCGGUCGAUUUGUGGUACGGGGUCACGCAAGAUCUGGAAUGGUACGAUCCGGAUGCAGUUACAACCAAUAAUGGCGCAUUGGAGAUCAGAUUCGACGCAUUUCAGAACCACGGCUUGAACUACCGGUCAGGCAUGGUGCAGAGCUGGAAUCAGAUGUGCUUUAAGGGGGGACGUCUUGAGGCUAGUAUACAACUACCGGCAGCUGGCGACACAGUCGGGCUAUGGCCUGGUUUCUGGACGAUUGGCAACCUAGGAAGAGCUGGGUAUGCGGCUACUACUGAAGGUAUGUGGCCUUAUUCAUAUUCGGACGUUUGUGAUGCAGGCAUCACGCCAAACCAGAGCUCGCCCGAUGGCAUCAGCUGGCUUCCGGGCAUGCGUUUACCAUCGUGCACUUGCGCCGGCGAGGACCAUCCAACUCCGGGAAACUCACGAUCGGCACCCGAGCUUGAUGUGCUGGAGGCUACUAUCGGGCCCUUCGAUGCGUCAGGGAACAGCAUCGGUCACGUCUCACAGACCUUCCAAGUGGCGCCCUUCGACAUUUUCUAUCAAGUGGACACAGACUGGGUCGAGAUGUACGAUGACACAAUUACACGAGUCAACGAGUACAAGGGAAGUCAGUACCAGCAGUCGAUCUCUGGUCUGACAAAUCUCAACAAUGACUGGUAUGAGGCCAAAGAUGGUUGGCAGGUGUAUGCGUUCGAGUACACUACCGAGACUAAGAACGACGAUAUCAUCUGGUAUGUUGGCGACACCACACCCACCUGGCGAGUACAUCAGAACGCCUUUGGACCCAACGGUAACGUGGGUGCAAGAACGACGCCCAGAGAACCGAUGUAUGUCAUCAUGAAUUGUGGCAUGUCUGGGUCAUUCUCGAUGCUCAAUCUCACCUACCUGACCGAGAUGUUUCCCGCCACCAUGAAAUUUGACUAUGUGCGGAUUUAUCAGGACGAAUCUAUGGAGUUGACUUGCGAUCCGGAAGGGUUCGAGACGACUCAAUAUAUCAAAGAUCACAUCGAUGUGUACACCAAUCCUAACAUCACACGAUGGUCGGCGACCAACUACGAUUGGCCAAAGAACUCGUUCAUGAACGAUUGCGAGUCGUGA
Messenger RNA from Cyphellophora attinorum, 2052 nucleotides. Its product is annotated as Beta-glucan synthesis-associated protein KRE6. Bases 1 to 2052 code for a protein of 683 amino acids. Gene Ontology annotation, molecular function: glucosidase activity. The transcript has 4 exons. Gene Ontology annotation, cellular component: endoplasmic reticulum membrane; plasma membrane. Gene Ontology annotation, biological process: fungal-type cell wall organization; (1->6)-beta-D-glucan biosynthetic process. NCBI's taxonomy places the organism in Eukaryota, Fungi, Ascomycota, Eurotiomycetes, Chaetothyriales, Cyphellophoraceae. The record is from RefSeq and is a predicted model, not a curated record.